AUGUCCGUCCUCGUCCUCGGAGCCGGCGAGCUCGGCGAAGCUAUGCUGAAAGCCCUCACCUCACACCCCUCCCGCCCAAAGAACUCACCCAUCUCCGUCCUCCUGCGCCCGUCGACGAUAUCGUCCACAGACCCCGCCAAGGCCCAAAGCGUAGCCGAAAUCAGAUCCCUCGGCAUUUCCCUAGAAGCAGGCGACGUCGUCAACGACUCCGUAUCCCACCUAUCCUCGAUCUUCAGCAAAUACGACACGGUCAUCAGCUGCACGGGCUUCGUCGGGCCCGCAGGGACGCAGCGGCGCAUCUGCGAGGCCGCGCUGCAGGCCGAGGUCCCCCGCUACGUCCCCUGGCAGUUCGGCGUCGACUACGACGUCAUCGGGCGCGGCAGCCCGCAGGUCCUCUUCGACGAGCAGCUCGACGUGCGGGACAUGUUCCGGGCGCAGACGCGGACGGGGUGGAUCGUCGUCAGCACGGGGCUGUUUACGAGUUUCCUGUUCGUUAAGGAGUUCGGGGUCGUCGACUUCGAGGAGAGGAAGGUGAGGGCGCUCGGGGGCUGGGACGUGGAGAUUACCCUUACGGGGCCGGAGGACAUCGCGAGGAUGACGGCGGAGGUCGUGUUUGCGCCGAGGGGGGUCUCGGGGGGCGUGGUUUUCGUUGCGGGCGACACGGUCUCGUACGGGCGUGCGGCGGAACUGGUGGAGAGGAGGUUUUCUGGGGUGAGGUUUGAGAGGGAGGUGUGGGAUGCGGCGUUGCUGGAGGAGAAUCUGAGGGGGGAUCCGGGGGAUGUGUGGAAUAUGUAUCGUGGGAUCUUUGGGGGUGGGAAGGGGAUCUCGUGGCCGAUGGAAAAGACGCUGAAUUAUGAGCGCGGUAUCGAGUUGGAGGAUCUGGAGACGUGUUUGAGGAAGAUGAAUACGCCGGAUUGUUUGAAGGCGUGA
This is a messenger RNA of Colletotrichum karsti, 930 nucleotides long. Its product is annotated as isoflavone reductase. The transcript has a single exon. The record is from RefSeq and is a predicted model, not a curated record. Bases 1 to 930 code for a protein of 309 amino acids. Gene Ontology annotation, molecular function: oxidoreductase activity. Lineage: Eukaryota; Fungi; Ascomycota; Sordariomycetes; Glomerellales; Glomerellaceae.